This is a messenger RNA of Parastagonospora nodorum SN15, 2343 nucleotides long. RefSeq lists its product as hypothetical. Gene Ontology annotation, cellular component: plasma membrane. Gene Ontology annotation, biological process: amine metabolic process. Gene Ontology annotation, molecular function: primary methylamine oxidase activity; quinone binding; copper ion binding. The record is from RefSeq and is a predicted model, not a curated record. NCBI's taxonomy places the organism in Eukaryota, Fungi, Ascomycota, Dothideomycetes, Pleosporales, Phaeosphaeriaceae. The transcript has 6 exons. The coding region runs from base 1 to 2343 and encodes 780 amino acids.
AUGAUGAUACUUCCCUUCGCAGGACUGACUUUUGCCAGUCUAGCAUUGUCUUCAGCUCUACCGCCUUUAGGAGCUGAAAGAAAGCUCCUCCAUGACCUACUUGGCAAGCGCGGUUACAAUGGCUCUUCAUGCCUCAACGACGCAGCACCUGUAACUUCUGCCCCGAAGCCGAAUAUAUGGGCCCAGAUCCCACCCGAAGACAAUCUCGCCGUUUGGAACCUACUUCACGCGCCAGAAUCAGGCUUGAACUUGACGCAUCCAAGCAAGGCAAUACCGUCGGACAACUACGUGUUCUGGAUUGACACUCUUCCUCUCAAUAAGACUGAUGUGCUACCUUUCAUCGACGGGGCUGGCGCAAUGCCUGCUAAAUAUGCUCGUGCUAUCAUCUUCCAGGGCGGCAAAAGUGAUCCAGAUUCUCAAGAGUACAUGAUUGGUCCUUUGCCAGUCGCCAACACAACAACUAUCCAAAAGCUCGACUAUAUCUAUAAUGGAGGCAAGGGGGGCUCCAUACCAUACAAUGCUCGAUUCUGGGACGAGCCGCGCACAGCAGCAACGGAUCCUUUGAUUGCGUCGAUCAUGUCAAACAUCUCCGACAUCACUGCAUCACUCUUCCAAGGUGCCGUCUACUAUGGCGCAAAAGACAAUAGAACAAUGACGUCCGGUGAGCCUCGAUCUUUCGAUGGAACGCAGGCAUUUCGAAACAUCAUGUUUCGCAUCCCAGGUCCUGCGACAUACAUGACCCCGUUGGACUUCUUUCUUCUCAUCGACUGCACUGGAACCGACCCAUCGCUAUACAAAAUGAAAGGGUUUGUCACCGGCGAGAAGUUUUACCCGACCAUUUCGGCUCUCCGCACUGCUUUCGAAGCUGGUGAGCUGGGCAUGGAGUUUGACCAGACUUUGGAUGCAGACUGGGCAAUGGUUGAUUAUAAGCCUGAACUCGGUGUUCGCGAUCUCGAGGAUAGGUUGGCACCAGCUACUCUGGAGAUUGGCGGGAAACGAUACAAGGUCGAUGAGAAGAACCAGUACGUCGAGUAUAUGGGCUGGUCUUUCUAUAUUGCAUUCUCGAGGACAACUGGUAUCAUGUUCUACGACAUCAAGUUCAAAGGCGAGCGCAUCUUAUAUGAGCUCUCGUUGCAAGAAGCAACCGCGCAGUACGGGGGCAACCAACCAAAAUCAGCAAACACUGUUUACCACGACACUUACUACAGUCUCGGGAUGGAGAUGGGAACCCUCAUCGAAGGUUAUGACUGUCCUUGGGGAUCUACCUUCUGGAACUUGACCUACCAUUCUAACAACGGCUCUGUGGUCAACACUAACUCCCUGUGCAUGUUUGAAGCGGAUAUGAACUUUCCGCUCUCGCGCCACCGAACAGGUGAGAGUAAUAAGUACGGUUUCAGUAGCCUGGGUACGGUCAAAGGUGCACAGCUCACCGUUCGGGCGAUUGCUACAGUGGGCAACUACGAUUACAUGUUCGAUUACGGCUUCCAUCAGGAUGGUUCUCUCGAAGUCAGCGUCCGCGCAAGUGGAUACUUGCAAAGCUCAUACUACUAUCCGAAUCAAGGAAAGUGGGGCCCACGCAUCCAGCAAGCAAUCCAAGGCUCACUUCAUGACCAUGUCAUUACUUUCAAAGGAGAUUUCGAUGUCCUUGGGACUGGUAAUUCCCUUCAAGUGUCUGAGCUCAAGGCUGUGAACCAAUCUCAGCCAUGGUUUCCGGAGCUCGGCGUAUUUGAGCAAAUAGAACUGGACGUCUCGAUGAUGCAAGAAGAGAAGCAGUUCAACUGGGCACCAAACAAUGAGGCUAUGUAUGUCGUCUUGAACCCGAAUGCGACAAACAAAUGGGGCGAGAUGCGCGGGUAUCGUUUGGUUCCCGGCCGAUCCGACAUACACCUAACCACCCUGGGCUCGCCGUGGUCUCUGAAGAAUUCGGAGUUCGCAAAGACUCAUCUCGCAGUAUCGCGACAACACGAUAACGAGGUCUUCGCAAACAGCGUGCAGAACGCCAACCUCCCAUGGGCCCCGCAGCAAGACUUUAGCAAAUUCUUCGAUGGCGAAAACAUCGAGGACGAAGAUCUCGUUGUCUGGUUCAAUCUUGGGAUGCACCACUACACACGGAGUGAGGAUGUGCCGGUCACACUGUACACCGAGGCGUAUAGCAGCAUCGUGUUUGCCCCACAGAAUUUCUUCGAUCGGGCUCAAGACGGCGACCUGUUGAACAGAAGGUGGAUCGUGGUAAACUCGACCACAGGCGAGCUCAAGUACGAAACGUAUGGUGUCGGGUUGGAGACUUGUCCUGUGCAGCUAGCUGAGCCGGCUGAGCGUAUACUCGGGGUUGUCAACAUCUGA